GUUGUUGAAUAACCUUUAUUGACACCGUGUCAGUGAAGUGGUCCAGCAUGGGGGCAAAAGUGGCGCGGAUGUUCCGAAACUACAACAUAGAGAACCGGGCACUUCGGGAAAUCUCCAAGGAGAAGCCGCGCGCGGCGCCCCGACACGCGACCGGKCCGCCGCCGAACUCGGUCGGCCCCGAGGUGGUGAAGCAGAAGAACCAGCCGUUACUGGACCACCUCCGGACCGUGUAUGUGGAGUCCAGAGACCCGGCAGAGACGCCACAGGAAGUGAGGGUGAGCACAGUGUCUGAGCGCAGGCCCACCAGGUUCAGUUUUCCUGUCAACACAUCAGGUGUAACGGAGCUCACGGACGUCCCGACAGGUAAACUGACCCUGGUCGAGGCCCUCAGGGCCCUGGGCAAUCACCAGCACCAGCCUCAGACCUGGACCCCUCAGAAGAUCUCUCAGGAGUACUCUCUGGACCUGAAGGAGGUCACGGCGGUCCUGCGGUUCUUCAUCCCGUUCCACGUGGAGAUCACACAUCCUAAGGGCAGAGCUGCCAAACGGAUCAAGGGCUGAAAACACCUGUGGAGCCGGCUCUUCAUCAUCGUCUUCAUCUAAGGUUCUGGGUCUGUGAGCCACCAGGACCAGAGCUCUGCUCCUUCUUUAACCUGAACGAUUUAAAACAAACUCAUGAAUCAAUAAUUCAACUUCAACACAGAACCGAAGAAGAAUUUAGUCCAUUUUUUAUAUUUUUGUCUGAUAGAAAAGUGUCCCAUUCUAAUAAAAACUGUUUUCUGGACAAAACAAAUCAUAUUAUUAUAUGAUUGGUGAAAACAUCCGCAGUAUAAGACAAAAUAAAAACUUUACUCUGUGUCAAAAGUGUAAAUAAAUACAUUAAAAUAUGAUAUGAACUCCAGCUGCAA
This is a messenger RNA of Austrofundulus limnaeus, 907 nucleotides long. It is a transcript of the gene ndufaf4, whose product is annotated as NADH:ubiquinone oxidoreductase complex assembly factor 4. Bases 48 to 560 code for a protein of 170 amino acids. Gene Ontology annotation, biological process: mitochondrial respiratory chain complex I assembly. The record is from RefSeq and is a predicted model, not a curated record. Gene Ontology annotation, cellular component: mitochondrion. The transcript has 3 exons. NCBI's taxonomy places the organism in Eukaryota, Metazoa, Chordata, Actinopteri, Cyprinodontiformes, Rivulidae.